AACUGUUGCAGUCAAUGUUAUUGACUGCAACAGUUUUUGGCAUUCUUCCAAACAUUACGCAAAUUGUAGUAAAUGCGUUGUUUUCCGUGCAAGCUUAUCAGCUCAAGAUUAAUUGUAUUCAAUAACACCAUAUUUAUUGGUAAUGUUCAGCGCACGCUUAUAAAAAUGUAACGUUACGAAUGAGUGGAAACGACUAGAUUAAUAAAGCGCAGGCGGGUUUGAUACCUGCGAUUGGGAGCAGAGUGAGAGCUCGCCUCUCUGGUAUCAUCCGCCACCUCUAGCUUCUCCUCAACACCGCUGAUGGCCGAUCCAUUCAUUGACCACAGCGAGUAGAUGUUGCAUAUGAGAUAACAUUACGAUAAACUUUGGAUGUUUGGCCUAGUGAGUUAGUAUGCAGUCACCCGUGGACGACGUUAGCAUCGGACGGCAGCUCGCUCGGUUAACGUUAACGUUACCGUUUAUAUGUUUGCCAAUGACAGUUAACGGGCACAGACUCUAACGUGACCUCAUCUCGCCAGCAGCGACACUUUUAUGACCCGAGUUGAACUCAUCGCUCCCCUGUAAGGUAUCUGUGAGAAAGAGAAACUUCUUGAACACCAUGGCCCCACACCCGGUGGUCCAGGCCGUUAUUGACCUCUCGGCAGGAGCCGUAGGGGGAGCUGCAGCUGUCUUUAGUGGGCAGCCUCUAGACACAGCAAAGGUCAAGAUGCAGACCUUUCCUACUCUGUACCGGGGUUUUAUCCAUUGCAUCUCGUCCACCUACAGACAAGUGGGUCUGAUUGGUCUCUACCAGGGCACCACACCGGCACUAGUGGCCAACAUCGCAGAGAACUCUGUGCUCUUCAUGAGCUACGGCUUCUGCCAGCAGGUCAUCCGUGUCACGGCUGGACUGCACAGUGAAGCUGUGCUGAGUGACAUGCAAAAAGCCUGUGCUGGCUCAGUGGCAUCCAUCUUCUCCUCGCUAGUACUCUGCCCCACCGAACUCGUCAAGUGUCGGCUGCAAGCCAUGUAUGAAAUGGAGGCAUCGGGCAAGAUUGCUAAGAGCCAGAACACAGUGUGGUCGGUGGUGAAAUCCAUUAUGAGGAACGAGGGACCGCAGGGCUUCUUCCAGGGCCUGACCACCACCAUAGCCAGAGAGGUCCCCGGUUACUUCUGCUUCUUCGGUGCCUAUGAGCUCUGCCGCACAACCUUCGCAGACUACAUGAAAUGUGACAAAGACAACAUAGGUGUGGCUCCAAUCAUGUUCAGCGGCGGUUUCGGGGGGGCGUGCCUGUGGCUGGUGGUCUAUCCUAUGGACUGUGUCAAGUCUCGGAUCCAGGUCAUGUCCAUGACGGCCAAACAGGCAGGGUUUUUCAAAACCUUCAUGACCAUCGCUCGUACUGAAGGUGUGAGGGCGCUCUACUCUGGUCUUACCCCCACCAUGGUCCGCAGCUUUCCUGCUAACGGCGCCCUGUUCCUGGGUUAUGAGGCCAGCCGGAAGCUCAUGAUGAAGCAGUUUGACAGCUAGAACAUGCGUAACACUAAUGAAGGAGUGGUGAACUGGAAGUGAGGUUUUAAACACUCCAGCUGAAGGGGUGCCUGGUGCAUAUUAUGUAUCAAGACUGAGUUUACAUCUGCAGCCUGAGGUCAAGUCCGCUUAUAGUGUGUACGAUGUGGUUUUUACCAUUUCCUGCCUUUUGUUAAACUUACCAAAAAACUGCCACACUACAUCUCUCGCACCCCUGACAUAGUGUUUCUUCAUACCGUAGUAAUUAAUUUUAUUGAUUUAUGUAUUGUAUUGUAUUGUUUUCAACACUCAAGAAAUGCUAUUGCCAACAUACAACGUGCGCGUGUGUGUGUGGCAAAAUUUAGCAACCUUAAUCAGUGUCUUUACAAGGAAUGGUCACAGUCUAGUUUACUACCUCAACAGCGUCGUAUACGCACGAGAUAUUUUUUUCUCUGCCAGACAGAUCAAAUCAUUCUUCACUUGCUCUGUAUUCAACUACAUGAGUAAGAAAAGCACUCCGUUAGGUCGUGAGGUUAUUGUUGCAAGAAGAGUUUAUAAAAAAAUAUGAAGUGGCAUAUACUAAUUCCAUUAAAUUACCUACAAUGUGAUGUGAUCAAGCUCAGCUAAGAGUGCACCUCUGUUUUGGAUCUUUGGACGCUAAACAUUUGCUUACUCCUCACAGUGGGCAGUGUUACUUUUCAAACAGCCUGGACUGAAGUCUUUAGAGGAUGCAUUAGCCUCAAAGCAAAACAUCCAACACAGCCAGCAGGUGGUUUUACAUUUUUUAAUCAUACUGAAUGUUUGUGCAUUCUCGUGUUAAAUUUCCAUUCCUGUUGUGAUUAAGUUUUCACCCUUUUGGGACCCAGUGUCAGCCUUUGAAAACCACUACACUUUGCCUUUUUUGUUGUGUAUCCCUUUAUUGUUAUGUACAAAUCAGUGAAAGAAAAUAUCAACUGCCUCAUUCAAUGUACCAUUUGCACACUACAUUCUAUGUGCAGUUUAUUUCCCCAGUGCUUAGUAGAUGACAGAAAUAAAUCUCUGUCAUAUUAUUUUAAAGUUAAUUAAGAAAUAUAGGUAUUUUGGAAUGCUAACAAUUUGCAGUAAUACUGAAAUGAUUGUACAGAUAUCAAUACUGCUAUUCAUUGUAGUAAUACAAUCUACAUUAAAGGUGUCAUUGGAGAAUAA
Molecule: messenger RNA, 2671 nt
Organism: Micropterus salmoides (largemouth bass)
Lineage: Eukaryota; Metazoa; Chordata; Actinopteri; Centrarchiformes; Centrarchidae
Gene: slc25a15b
Product: solute carrier family 25 member 15b
Exons: 7
Coding region: 599-1507 (302 amino acids)
Biological process (GO): mitochondrial L-ornithine transmembrane transport
Molecular function (GO): L-ornithine transmembrane transporter activity
Source: RefSeq, a predicted model, not a curated record